This is a messenger RNA of Trichobilharzia regenti, 426 nucleotides long. The record is from the annotation of a GenBank genome assembly. NCBI's taxonomy places the organism in Eukaryota, Metazoa, Platyhelminthes, Trematoda, Strigeidida, Schistosomatidae.
AUGGACUUUCUUCAGCAUUACGAAUUGCUAGUCGACUCUAGUUGCCAUAGAUUGAUAAAUAGCAAUCAAGAACUAUCGAUUUCAGGUAUCUGCACCGAUGUCGAGAGUAUCCGUUUGAUGGUAGCUACAUCAGAUCAAUUAUCCCCGUACGAGAUACUGCUAAAGAAAUUUCCUGAACUCACACAGAGCAAUUACUCAACAGCCUCUCUCAGACACAGCAUAACGCACCAUAUUGUAACUAAAGGUCCACCUGUCGCAGCAAAACCACAUCCUUUAGAUCCAGCAAAAAUGCAAAUAGCAAAAGCGGAGUUCAACAGAUUGUUGGAUCUAGGAAUAAUACGACCGUCAAACAGUCCAUGGUCAUCACCACUUCAUAUGGUUCCAAAGAAAAAUUCAACAGAGAUACGACCAUGUGGAGAUUACUGA